AUGGAAGGGCUAAUACAACUGACCUUCGGUCUGGUAAUUAUUGUCCUUCGGCUAAGAGUGGUAGGUUCUCCGCCUGACUUUCCCCAGUACCCAGCUAACAUACAUAUCUAUAGCCAUUCCUGAAGCCGCGCACCCCGGUGUCGAAGCAAAGCAAAUGUGUUUGCACAUUGAGGAAAUGGUGAAAGAGGAAGAGCAAAAAAUGAAGAGUGAGAUGGGCAACCCCAGGGUUACUAUGGAACUCACUAUUAAGCGGCAAAUUGCAGGUGCUUCGAACGGAAUCCGGGCCGUGUUUGCGGCGGAGGCUAAUAGUGCUGCCCGGGCUAGAGAGAGGGGAAGAAAAGGAGGUGAAGUACUGUGAGUCCGAAUACCAAUUCUCGUUUUCAAUACCAGGUUUCCUCCCCCGGAUCGGGAUAGACAAACAGAGGCUUGUGAUCAAGACUUACUGAUAACGGGGGCGGAACCGGUGCAGUGUCACUAUUGUUUUGUUUUUGAAAAUUGAUUUAUUAGACAACGGAUUUGGGGGAGUGCAGGUUCUCGCACGAGCUACGGUCAUGAGAAGGCGGGAGUUCAAUUUGGAGUCUCCGCAUCUGGAUAGUGGGUAAUGGGAGAGAGGAGUCACAUCUCCUCCUAAGCAAGGUGGUGAUCGAAAGUGGAUGUUGGGAAUCUGUGGAGCACUGCCAAUGCGGGCGUCUCUCAGCGUGUAUAAACUUUAAAUGAUUAUAUGCAAUAAUAAGAGGGGAUUAUC
Molecule: messenger RNA, 745 nt
Organism: Tuber aestivum (summer truffle)
Lineage: Eukaryota; Fungi; Ascomycota; Pezizomycetes; Pezizales; Tuberaceae
Source: the annotation of a GenBank genome assembly